GGUUACUUCUCUUCUAGUGUCACGAAAUGGACAUCACAUUAGACUUUGAUGAUAGUCUGAACAAGACAGACGCCAGCAAAAUGGACAUCAGCCAAGAGUCAGAAAGUGAUCAGGAGAAGGUUGAUGAUGCUUCUCAAAAUAAUGAAGGUGAAGAAAAUGAUAAAUCAGACGAGGGAAGCAUUUCUUCAGAAGAAUCACAAAGACAGGAGGAGAAUAAUGCGGACGGAAGUUCUGAAGAAAAAGAAAACAAGAGUACAGACGGCGAAAAAUCAGACUCAGAAGAAGAAAUCAGUCCGGACAAACCAGAAGAAUCCUCUGAAAAGCAGGGAAACGAAGAAGAAGGAGAAAAUAAGAUGGAUGCUACAGUUGCUGAACCGGGUGAGACAGGGGCGGAACCUGAAGAGGGUGAAACUGUUGCUGAACCUGAAUUUGAUACUAUUGAGUUAACAUCAAACGAGUUUGAGAAUGAUCUGUUGGGCGCUGCAAUUCCUGUUACUGAGGACGCUUCUGAAGUAGAAAAGGUGAAAGAAGUGCCUGUAGUGGAGAAAGUUGUGCAGAAAGUUAAACCUGCCCCAAAGAAGUCAGCACCACCCCCUAAAAUUCACAAGAGAACGUUUGAAGAGAGCGAAGAGCAACCUGAGCGACCUCGUAUACAGUGGGAAUGCAAACUAGUCAAAAACAUCAUCUCUACAACUCUUCUAAAGGAUCUGAUAGAGGUGAAGCUGAACAAAGAAGAAGAGAACAAUGAAGCUAAUCUCGCUCGCGGUAGAAGAAACAGGCCUAUCCGUACCACCUCUGGAAGUGAACCUAAAAAGAAAGUUGUUAGGAAGGAGGAUGAGGACUUGGACUUUGAGCCCGAGUCUGAACACGACUCCGAUUCCGAGGAGGAGAAAGAUGCUACUCGAGACCCCACAGCAUUCCCCGCACCUCCAGCUGAAGCAGUGGGCCGGUCCAGAAAGGACGAGAACAGAGCCCUACUCGUCACAAACCUCAUCAGACCUUUCACUGUCCUUCAGCUCAAGACCAUGUUAUCGCACUGUGGUAAAGUAAAGAGUAUUUGGAUCAACACUAUCAAAUCUCGCUGCUACGUAGUGUUUGCGACAGUAGGUGAAGCGACACGAGCGCGACAGUCGCUCCAUGGUGCGGUGUGGCCGCUAACCAGCCCCAAAACUCUUAAUGUGGAUUACGCGGAAGACGAGAGGAUGUACAGCGAAACAGACGGUGAACUGAUCGGAGACAGUAUUGACAUUCAAGUCUUUGAGGAACAGAAGAGAAAGAAGCCUAGAAAAGAAAAAGGAGACAAAAAGGAAGCUAAGAAAACUUUAUUGGAUGAUUUCUUCAAGAAAACUGUAGCGGUUCCGAGUAUUUAUUGGCUUCCUCUCAAUGAAAAAGAGGCUAAAGCACGAGCAGAAGAGCGUGCGAAAGGAAAGCCGCGCUACUUUGUCCCGGAGCCGGAGCUAGAUGCUGAGUACGUAAGACCACGCGCCAUUCCCAGGUGGAAAACUCCAGAGAGAACCAGGUCCCCCGCCAGAAGGAGGGUCGAUGAUAGAAGACGCAGAUAAGGACCACGUGACAGCAGCAAAUUUGAGUCAUGUGACAUGUUCGUUAUAAACCACUUUAAAGUCCUCAAUAAGUUUCGGUUCCCAUUGUGAUGGUUGACAAUGUUAAUGGCAGUUUACUCUAACAUUUAUGUUAUUUAAGUUUUAUCAGUUCAUAAAGUUCAAAAAACAGUUAUUUAAUCUAUUUAAUUUUGAGGCUAUAUGUCCUGUAUUACUUUGUAACUUAAUAUGGCAUAAUAUUCCUGGGACAAUAUCAAAUAUAACAGGGGUUCGCACGAGGCAUAAUAUAAGUGUAUCUGAGGUUGUUAAUUUUAUACGCUAUUCUGCCAGAUUUUAUGACAGUUUGUUUUCUUAAGGCCGGUUGUGGCUGGGGUCAGGUUAAUAUGUGUAAAUAUAAAUUGUCGUUCGCGGUGCGCGUGUUGAAAUUUGGCAGAAUAGGGCGGUCGAUCCAAUUUUAUAUCGAAAUGCUUUUCCUAGUAAAAACAUAGUUAUGUCAGAGACGAGAGAGGGAACAUUCACCAUUGCUACGCUGCUAAACUUUCGUGCAGGUUCUGUUCGCUUCUACGUCUAGGUUCGGUAUACUUGCGCGGCUCAGUUCGCAUGCGUAUUUUUAUUGCAAACUUGGAACCGUGCAAGUGAACCGAACCUGCACAACAGUUUAACACAUAGCUAUAUCUAUGGGGAUACCUUUACAAUAUUAUCGGGAGGAGUAAUAGUAUUGUUAAUGCCAUCAAUAAUAUUGAUAAUCGUGUAUCAGUUUUAUCAGAGAGUAGCACCCAGUCUCACAUUUUAUCUGAGACCGAGGUCGAGUAUUAUAUAUUUGACUCUUAUUUUAGCCAGAAGUACCUUGGCACAUCUAAAGUAUUGGCUUGUGAAUGAGAAUGAUAUUGAUAACGCGCUGACAAUAAUUUAUGUGAAAUUACGAAUUUAAACAUUCAGCUCUUUGGAA
Messenger RNA from Bolinopsis microptera, 2508 nucleotides. RefSeq names its product apoptotic chromatin condensation inducer in the nucleus-like. The transcript has 15 exons. Gene Ontology annotation, molecular function: RNA binding. Gene Ontology annotation, cellular component: ASAP complex; precatalytic spliceosome. Lineage: Eukaryota; Metazoa; Ctenophora; Tentaculata; Lobata; Bolinopsidae. The coding region runs from base 27 to 1562 and encodes 511 amino acids. Gene Ontology annotation, biological process: RNA splicing. The record is from RefSeq and is a predicted model, not a curated record.